AGCUAUACCAACUUCAAGUUGUUACUGACCACAGUGACACGAGCAUCAUGUUUAAUAACGGUUCUACCGUCUCUGCGGGUAAAGAUGGACUGUACCGUAAACAAUGUGGACCUUUUGAAACAUUUUACUUCAACACCACAUUGCCAACCAUGGUCACAUUGUGUACUAUUGGGACGUAUCAUCCUUUUUCCUCUGAUGGGUUAAUUGUAGUACCACCAGUAUCCCUCUACUCUAAACAAGCAACCCUAUUAGCCCAACGUAACAGGAAAAUAUUGACAGAUGAAGACAACAACAGUGUACACGUUCACGAAACCUCAAGCACUCUCUCUACAGUUUUGAGUCCCUCAAUCAAGUGGAAGGAAGUUCCAGGUACAAGAUACAAAGUGGGAACAUUACAAAGUGGUCAACACAUAACAACAAUUCGUUCUAAUUCUUCCUUUGCUGUCCUUGGAUACGCUAGUUUUGCCAUAUACAACGGAGGAUACAACUUUAGGACAUAUCUUGAUGCAGAAACCUCCACGCCAGAUGGAAUUAAUGAAAACACGUUAAAUACAGGUGAUUCUUUUCAAGCGACCUCUACGCCAGAUGGAAUUGGAAACAAGUUAAAUACAGAAGGUUCCUUCCAAGCAGACAAUCCGAACAACGCAGCACUGAUCGUAGGGAUAAUCUGUGGGUCUGUUAUUGUGGCUCUCCUGGUCGCAUUUAUGUCAUAUGUAUUCUACAUCCGCAAGAACACGAUGCCACUUAAGAGAGUUGAAGCACAAGGCGCCGAUGCUCCCUCGACCUCCAACAUCUACACGGUGCCUGACAGUGUCGCUGAAGGUGCAGCAGAUGAGGCCACCUACACGGAGAUAACAACUAACUGCACACCUGUCGGCGUUAGCAUCGCUGACAGUUCUGCCAUAUAUGUCAAUUUCGAAGGCGGAAAAUAACUCGAAACAAUGCAAACAUGAAUUAGAACUGUUAUAGAAACCGAUUCCGAGACAUUUAGCUGUCUUAUUUUAAAUACAGUAAACUACGGUUAUAACGAACUCGAAGGAACCACUAACUUUAGUUUGUUAUAACCGUAGUUCGUCAUAAGCAUAUAUACAGCAUUACUAUAGCAAAUAGUCAGGACCAAAAAUAUCAUUUCGUUCCAUCCGUCAGUUCGUUAUAAGCGUGUUCGUUAUAAACGUACUUUACUGUAAAUACAUUCUCUCAAACACACUGAGUAAACAUUUAUGUUAUAAACAUUUAAUGAUUUGUGUACAUAUGUUUUAUUUUCAUAAGAAUAUAUCUUAAGUCGUUUUCAUGUGACUUUUAA
Messenger RNA from Haliotis rufescens (red abalone), 1303 nucleotides. RefSeq lists its product as uncharacterized. The transcript has 5 exons. The record is from RefSeq and is a predicted model, not a curated record. Lineage: Eukaryota; Metazoa; Mollusca; Gastropoda; Lepetellida; Haliotidae. Bases 48 to 932 code for a protein of 294 amino acids.